AUUCGUGGCCAACGGGCUAUAAGCAACACGGCAAUAUAAUGGGUCUAUUGUGGCCAACGGCUACGAGCAAUACGGCAAUCUAAUGGGCCUAUCGUGGUCAACGGGCUCUGAGUAGUCCAGCUGUAGUGGUUAUAUUCUCCACGCGGCCCCAAACAAGCAAACACAAACACAAGAAUGCCGCCGGCGACGAAGCAGAAGAAAACGGCGCGGCUGAGCAACGCCGAGAAGUCAUCGUUCUUUGCUCGGAGAGAGGCGGCCAAGGUGUUGCACUCCGUUCUCGUUGGCGACGCUCGCCGCCAAGCCGUCGCCUCUAUUAAAUCCCUCGUUUUCAAACCUUCUGUGCGCAAUAAGAAAGCUACUUUUGCUCUUGUUUGUCAAACUCUUAAGAGUCUUCCAUACAUCAAGGAAAUCUUGAAAUCUUCUGACAUACUGAAUAGCAAGUGGAAGAAGCAAGAAGCGCUAAUGUACCUAAUUACUUAUGAUAUUCUCUUUGGCCAGAGUGUUGCAUUGGUAGGUGAUGCUGAAAAGUUUCUCCUCCGCAAAAAAGAUGCUCUGCUAUCAGCUCUUGCUCAGAUUUUGGUGAGAAAUAGGGUGAAGAAUGUACAGGACUUGAUGGCUCUUCAACCUGAUGUAUCAAAGCCGCGAUAUGUUCGCGUAAACACUCUGAAGUUGAGUACAGAAGCCGCCUCAGACGAAUUAGGCAAGCAUUACAAGGUUCACAAGGAUGACUUGGUUCCUGAUUUGUUAGUACUCCCACCUGGUACAGAUUUGCAUGAUCAUCAUUUGGUGAAAAAUGGAAGUGUCCUUUUGCAAGGCAAGGCAAGUUCUAUGGUGGCAGUAGCCCUUGAUCCUAGACCAGGAUGGGAGGUUCUUGAUGCAUGUUCAGCCCCAGGAAACAAAACUGUUCAUCUUGCUGCCUUAAUGAGAGGGGAAGGGAAGAUAAUUGCUUGUGAACAGAAUAAAGAGAGGGUCAAACUGCUAGAAUACACUAUCAAGCAGGCUGGUGCUACUAAUGUGGAAGUUCUGCACGAGGACUUCUUAACGUUGAGUCCAGUAGACCCGUCAUACUCAAAGGUUCGUGGAAUACUCGUAGAUCCUUCUUGUUCUGGAUCUGGGACUGCUGUAGACAGACUAGAUCACCUGCUUCCAUCUUACCAACCGGGCCAUGUUGAUCCAGGUGAAAUACACAGGCUAACAAAACUUGCUGCAUUCCAGAAAAUGGCUCUAGAACAUGCAUUAUCUUUCCCAGGAGUUGAAAGAGUUGUAUAUAGCACCUGUUCCAUCCACCAAAUCGAGAAUGAAGACGUGAUCAAUUCUGUGCUUCCUCUUGCUAUUUCGCAAGGUUUUGAACUGGGCACACCAUUCCCGCAGUGGACUCGACGUGGUCUUCCUGUUAUUGAACAAUCUAAACAUUUGCUUCGUGCUGACCCUGUGGAGGACAAGGAAGGCUUCUUCAUUGCACUAUUUGUGAGAAGCAUCCAUCAGUCAGAACCGCACCAACAAAAAGAAAUUGGCAGCUGCCACAAUCCUGCGGUACCUUGCAAAAUAUCUGAGAGAAAGGUGAAAACUAUAAAUAAAAGUAGAUUACGCUCUUCUUGUUUCUUUCCCAGAAUGUCCCUAAGAAUGUCCAGGAUAUUGUUAAACCCUUACUUCGAUGUGGUGAACAAAAAAGUUGAAUAGAAUACCAACAUUUAGAACACUACUACUUAUUCUUCUUCUUGCCGAGUCGGGGAUCUCCAUUAUGGGUAACUUGACCGAGUAGUAACUUUUUUAUCUUGGAACCAAUCCAUGUGGUAUUGUGAGCAUUAUAUCCCUAGGAUAGGUUGGUUGAAGUAAUUAUAGUUUUUGGACUAUUCUAAUUAUUGUGAAUUCAAAAGAUUAUGAACUAAUUAUUAUUUUUAGUUCUUUUAUAGAGAAUCUUGUAAUAUUUCUCA
Molecule: messenger RNA, 1934 nt
Organism: Daucus carota subsp. sativus
Lineage: Eukaryota; Viridiplantae; Streptophyta; Magnoliopsida; Apiales; Apiaceae
Product: 25S rRNA (cytosine-C(5))-methyltransferase NSUN5
Exons: 13
Coding region: 175-1680 (501 amino acids)
Biological process (GO): rRNA base methylation
Cellular component (GO): nucleolus
Molecular function (GO): RNA methyltransferase activity
Source: RefSeq, a predicted model, not a curated record